Ooceraea biroi (clonal raider ant) is the source of this 2888-nucleotide messenger RNA. RefSeq names its product RNA-binding protein lark (gene lark). Lineage: Eukaryota; Metazoa; Arthropoda; Insecta; Hymenoptera; Formicidae. Gene Ontology annotation, molecular function: mRNA binding; zinc ion binding. Gene Ontology annotation, cellular component: nucleus. The record is from RefSeq and is a predicted model, not a curated record.
CACGUUGGCGGCACUGAGCGCCGGAAGUGUAGGGAAGGACGCGAACGCCGCUGCACACUUCCGGUAUCGCCAUCUUUACACUUCGGAAGCGUGUGGUGUUGCGUCCUGUUUUAUCGCGUUAUUUUACGGAGACAUUGACUUGGUUCUCGUACGAGCUGCAAAAUGCCAGGUUUUAGCAGCGUUGGCACGUUCAAAAUCUUCAUUGGCAAUUUAGCCGACAAAACCUCAAAUGCUGACAUCAAGCCACUCUUUGAGAAGUAUGGCAAGGUUGUGGAAUGCGAUGUGGUAAAGAAUUAUGGCUUUGUGCAUAUGGAAAAUGAAGAAGCAGGACGAAACGCAAUACAGAAUCUGAAUGGGCACAUUGUCCACGGACAACCAAUCAAGUGCGAGGCGGCGAAGAGUCGUAAGGGACCGAACACUCCCACGACGAAGAUCUUUGUCGGUAAUCUUACAGACAACACGAAGGCGCCGCAAGUACGCGAGCUGUUUGCCAAAUAUGGCACAGUCGUCGAAUGCGACAUCGUAAGAAACUACGGUUUCGUUCAUCUGGAGGCAACCGGGGACGUGAACGAUGCCAUCAAGGAGCUGAACGGGCAGAUCGUCGAUGGCCAACCGAUGAAGGUCCAGAUCUCGACGAGCAGAGUGCGACAGAGGCCAGGCAUGGGGGAUCCGGAGCAAUGCUACCGUUGCGGACGAGGCGGUCACUGGUCCAAGGAAUGUCCCAAAGGAGGUAUGGGAGGUGGUCCAGAUAGGAAUGGAUACAGGGACAGAAUGUUCGGACGUGAUCCUUAUCCACCACCACCACCACCACCAUUCCUGCGGGACCGACUCAUGGGAGGUGGCCGCUUUGGGGAUUACGAUACCUACUACGAAAGGAGAGGCUUCGAGGACAGCAGGGAUCUCUACGAGAGGCGGUUUACGGGUAUGGGAUCCAUGCGUGACACUGGCUUCUCCCGUGGCAAUGAGUAUGGGAUGUUCAGCCGCCGAUCACCUCCUCCGAGUGGCAACAACGGCCGGUUCAGUAGAGGCAUGUACGAGGACUUCAGCCGAGAUUCGUUUGAAGAGCGUAGUCAAACUUGCAGACUCGGAGCAGGUCUACUGAAUCGGAUUCGGCUGGAGGUCGCUUCUCUACACCCGGCCAGCGGCAGGCGGAGAGGCGCCCGGUCUGUUCCGUAACUGUAAUGCACAGUCACAGUGUGAAACACCCAAAGUUACUUUAAGAGAGAUACCGAACACACACACAUACACAAAGAGACAGAGAGAGUGUCCUCAGAGAUAACCGAACGAGCCUUUGUCACAGUGGCUUUGGAACACGAACGUGUAAGAGAACCAGGCGCACUACUCGAUCAUCUCUCUCUCUCCGUACUAAGAUGUGGUGAGCAGACUCCUGUCUGAUAAUAAGUAGAUUAUUCCGAAUCCGAUGGAAAGAUUCGCCGGUUUCUCUCUUUUUGUACUCUAAAUCUAAUAGCGCGAGGAGAAUGGUCGGACCUUCCUUGUCGGCGAAGAGUUUUGCGAGUUUGAUCGGUGCAUAGCGAGCGCGUCGACGCCCGUUAACUUUGGCUUUACCGUUACCUAGCAUACGUACGGAAUCGUUUCGUCGCGAUCGGGAAAAGUCUGGCACACUGAUCGUUGACGAGAACGUACGCAAAAGAUGCCUCAGAACCAAAAGAUGUUUUUUUAUUCGUGAUUCAAUUGAAGAGAACGAUGUCACCCACUUGCUUUAAAACGUGCGAAUAUUUUUUAUUGGGUAAGUCAAAAUUGUAUCUCAAGAAGUAGAAAUUAAAUUAUAAUUAUUUUCAAAUUCUUUAUCUAUAAAAAGGGGGAGAACUACUAAAAGGGAUGAUUUUCCCGCGAAAUUGUCACACAAUUGGUUUUGAGGCAAUCUUACUUUAUACUCAAGUCCUUUUCCCUCCUUUUUUUAAUAUUUUUUUCAAGCGACUUAUAUAUCUCUUCGCACAUAAUCGAAUGUGCCGCUUAGGCUAGUUAAUACCCUCGACCCACGAUACGUCGACUCGGCGUACUUGACGAGACUCGAGGCUCGUUGAUGCGCGGGUACGCGGGGAAAAAGGUGCGAUGCUGAAUCGCGCGCGUAUAUUUCACGCGUGCGUGAGUCGUGCGGAAAAAAAUCGACUCGGUGAACAUGGAGAGUCGAACAAUGCACGCACCCGGAGAGCGCUUCGUCGGAUAUUAUCGACAUAUAUAUAUAUCGGCUGUAAUGCAAGCACUCUGUCGAGGAUUACGGUAAUGCCGGUGCCGGGGAGUGAUCGUCGAGUAAGCGAAGGUCUGCCCGGAAGUCCGCAGUCUCGUGGCCCAUUUACGUGGACGUGCGAGACUCCGACGGUUAUGCGGCUCGUCGUCAUCGUCGUCGUCGUUGCCGUCGCCAUCGUCGUCGUCGUCGCCACCUUUGUCGUCGUCUUCGUCGUCCUCGUCGUCCUCGUCGACUUCGCCUUCGUCGUCGCCGCCGCCGCCGUCGCCGCCGCCUCGUCGUGGUCUGUAAAGUUACGCAGCCCGAGUUGCAAACGGUUCGGGACACACGCCGGCCGAGAAACUCGAUGAGAUGAGAAGUUCCGUGUCCAGAGUCUGUAGCUGUAUCGCUGCGAUAUAUCUCAGACACGCCGGCACCUCGCAGGUGCUUAAAAAAAAGACCAAAGUACCCAGUCCCUCGGCGGAGUUCUCGCUGGAGGACACCGAGACCGUGAAUUGCCGAUCGGAUCCGUGCACGGAUUUUUGAGAGACGAUCGGCGCAAGAAAAAGCGGAUGUACGGAUCGGGACACGGGUUACCCUCCCUUGACACGUCGCGUGAUAGAAAACGGGAAAAAAGGAAACGGGAAAGCGAACACACACAUUGACUCGGUCGUCGUCAGUUGCCGCAUUACCAAAAAAAAAA